AUGGCUCUGUUUGGUGGCGCCAGCCAGGGUGCUGGGCGCACUGCGCUGUGCAACGGUGACUUUGUGUCGCUGUUUGUGGAGGAGCUCAAGGGCUUCGCCAGCGUGGACAUUCUGUCGACGCGUGAGGUCACCGUGUACCAGGGCGACACGGACUCCGCGUUUGAUGGCAGCACAAGCACCAAGUCAUCCUCGGAGACCACGACCGCGCCCAACUUUGAGCAGUCGUGCGUCUUCCAGAUCAAGGCGGUCACCGAUCUGCCAGAGGGCGCCAGCCUCAAGUACGGUGAUGUCGUGCGCAUCAUCCACCGCAGCACCCAGCGCAGCAUGACGCGCCAGAACCGCGCCGUCAACGGCAAGCACGCCGUGGCGCUGGAGAACACGGACCGUGCCGCCGCGCACUUCCGCCUCCUCCCGCGCUUCAAGAUCCGCUCCGUCGGCGAGCCCGUGCUGCUCAACGACCAGGUCAUCUUCCAGAACGAGACGGUGCUCGUUGCCACGCACGACGAGGACGCCUUCUCGCUGCAGUCCGUGCACCAGCAGGACAUUCGCGACUUCUACUACGCGCUCGGCCACGUCAAGGUGCUCACGCGCCUGGCAGCAGACGACGUGCUGACAGACGUCACCAACCCCGUGCACGCGGACCUGUACAAGCGCGCGCGCCGCAGCAUCCACGCGCUCAUCCAGUUCUGCUCGGAGGACAAGAUUGAGGAUGAUGAGGACGUGGUGGGCCGCGCCAACACCCUGCACCAGAACAUCCUCUUUGACCUGCAGGUGCAGGUGCCGCUCAUGAAGGUGGUCAGCCUCCCCUUCCACGGCGCACACUGCGCAGAGUGGGGCAAGGGGUGGCGGGAGCGCCUGACACAGACAGAGUACCGCCACUACAACAAGCUCGCCCGCGACGUGUACCGCCUCAUCAGCUACCUGUGCCGGGAGAACGUGCACAUUGGGCUCAUGUUUGCCAACGCGCACCUGACGGCCAUGAUCAACCAGUGCCGGCUGAUUGGGUACCUGGACGGCAUCAACUGGGACAUUGCCGACGCCAUUGACGAGAUGUUCAAGGACAACACCAUCCUGCUCAACCGCGUCACGAAGCAGUCGAUUGAGACAUACCUCUCCCUCAUCCACGAGGCGCACACCACCACCGCCCUCGAGCAGUACUUGCGCCUCCUCGCAGCCCUGUGCUCUGUCGACGGUGAGGCCAUCACCUCCACCCAAGCCAGCAUCCGCGACCUCAUGCUUGUUCCUGGCGCGCCGUCAGCGGACGUUCUGCCCUCCAUCGCCAACGGUCCCAGCGGCAUGCGCAUCACCGCGCGUGUGCUCACCCCUGGCAAGCCCUUCCGCGCAUGGAGCACCGUGACCCUCCCCCUGCAGGAGUACCUGAAGGACCACGACAACCUCGAGUACUUUGACGCCACGCUGGAGCUGUUUGCGCAGCUGUGCCUGGAGGGCAACUGCCAGGGCGAGCUGCGUGCGGCGGCCCGCACGCCGUUCCCCAUGAUCAUGGGCGCCCUCAAGUCGCAGCUGCCGCCGCACGUCAAGGCGCGCUUCUGCACGCUCCUCGUCAACCUGUACAUUGACGGCGAUGACCUGCCCGACGUGGACCACUCCAACCGGCGCUGGCAGGACCUGGCCAACCACAAGUCGCACGCAAAGCUCAAGACUGCGGCGGUGCAGCUGUUUGACGUGGACGAGGUGGUGAACUGGGUGGAGGCGUACCUGUCGCAGAACGGCCUGCUCACCUACAACCACGAGUACCACAGCGCAGCCAACGGCAAGAAGCCCGAGAUGAUCGCCCUCAAGCAGGACGAGCUGCACCGCAACAUGCUCACGGAGCAGGUGGUGCACGUUGCGCUUGCCCUGGUGAACAAGGGCCUGUACUGGGACGCCGGCAGCAGGAAGCGGCUGGUGCGGCUGCUGCUCACGCUGCUCGUGCGCACGCACCCGGGCGAGAACGAUGACCUGAGCGCAACAUCGUCGCUGGACGUGGUCAUGCAGGCCAAGACGCUGGUGUGCCGCGCCCUCGGCGCGUGCAUGGACGCGAACCUGGACGAGGUGGUGACGGAGCUGCUCACGGCGUUCAAGAAGGAGUAUUUGGCGCACAAGCACAAGCACAUUGAGGCGCACGCGGACGACCGCGCCCUGCACGAGGUCAGCCUCAUCCAGCACAACGGCGACCACCGCCACUUCUUCGAGACCGACGGCCUGUCACAGCAGCAGAUUGUGCACCUGCUGCUGGCGCUGACAACCUACCCGAGCGACGGGCUGCGGGUCGCGGCGCUCAAUCUCCUGCUGCGCUGCUUCAACGUCAAGGGCUCCGUGCUGGCCCGCCUGUCGGAUGUCGUCGUCAUUGCAGACAGCAAGGACGAGGCUGCCCUGGAGAAGCUGGAGCAGCUGCUGCUGACGCUCAAGCACGAGGACCACGACGACCUGCACACUGCGGCCGCGCACAUGACGGAAGAGAUUGAGUGGAUGUGCUCGCAGUGCAUCACCGUCAACGGCACGCUGGCAGCCGACCUGCUGGCCCCCGGGGACAGCAGCAGCAGUAAGGCGGGGAGGAGGAAGCGGAAGGGCGUGAGCGGCCCACGUCUGCCGUGGCGCAAGCCCGGUGUGAGUAUUGAGCCGCACCACGCGCACCAGGAGAUGAUGCGCAACGCCAACGCACACAAGGCCGUACUGCACAUCCUUCACCACCACCUCUCUGGCGCCGACCUCAAGACGGCGCUCAAGGACGACCGAGCGCGGGACUUGUUUGCCGCGUGUUUUGAAUUCCUCGCCUUCUUCUGCCUGCACAACAAGCACAACCAGGAGCUGCUUGGGCACGCGCACGACAUCUCGUUCUUCGUGCACGCGUGCUCGUACGGCAUCCACGCAGAGAAGGUGCUGCACCGUAUUCUGGAGGGUGAGCCCGACCUGGUGCGGGAGCACGUGGUGGACGAAGGCAAGGUGGACCGCCUCAUUGCAGACCUGAUCAAGGAGCCGCGCUGUCGCAACGUCGACUUCCUCAAGCUGAUGGAGGUGAUUGUUGCGCCCACGGGCACGCCCUCGCGGGAGCUACAGGACCUGGUGGGCGAACAUUUCCUGCAGGCAGAGGAGAAGAGCCAUCUCUUUGAGCACGAGCUUGGUUCCUCCCACUUCAUCUCGUUCAUCGUGUCCACUUACACCAAGACCGGUGGCCGUGGCGACGAAGACGACGAUGAUGGCAGCACCAACGCCAACACCAGCGCGCAGGCGCUCUCCGCCCGCGAGCACGAUCUCCGCGAUUUCUUUGAGCAGCUGCUGUCAUUCUAUGCGGUGACAGCGCACGGGAACCAGGGCACCGCAGCCCAUGUUGCCAAGCACGCACCGCUCGCUGAACUUGCACAGCCCUUCAUUGACGGCGUCACACUCCCAACCGCCACAAAGUCUCGCCUGCUGACGCUGAUCCGAGAUGUGUACCUGCUGCACGGCACGGACGAGGAUGGCGAUGGUGUUGUCGACGAUGUUGAUGCGGAGGACUUUGGAUUUGGGUCGGCCGCAGCCAAGCAGGAGACGUGCGUGAGACUCUGUGGACCCCUGGCCAACGAGCUGCGGGCCAUCGACAAGGGGUGGAAGCACAAGCCGAGCAAGGUCCGGGCAGCGCUCGACCGGUAUGCGUUUAUGACGCUGCUGCCGCUCGCUGCUGACCUGCUGCGCAUCUUCGUGGAAGAGCACGGCAGCGUGCCGGCGGAGAGGCUUGAGGAAGAGGCUGUGUCGCUUGUUGCGGAGUGCGUGCGCUUCCUGAAGCACCGGCGAAAGGCAACAUAUGAGAGCCCGCACUACCUGAUGGACCACGAGUACCGCGUGCUGGGUGGACAUGUCACUGGCGAGCUGCUCAACAGCACGCUGCUGGCACAGCAGGACGCGACGCUGGUGAAUGUGCAGACGGAGCACACGUGGUACGACGAGACGGAGGCGAAGGAGGCGCGAACGGCAGCAGCACGCUCCACCGCGCUCAGCAUGGGCAGCAAGCACGGGUCGAGCAAGCGGCACGCGUUCUCAAUCGACUCGUUUGCAGCCACGCACAGCAAGCGCGGCGGUGGCGGGCACACCCGCGGCGGUGGCAAAGCGCCACGCAAGGUGAUGCCUGUGGAGAAGGUGAAGACAGAAGGCGAGCGCAUCCAAGAGGAGCUGCCUUUCUUCGUUGAUCAAGUGCGAGAGACAUUCAACCACGGCUUCUCGCAGCCGCACCUGCCGUGGAUGUCGUUUCUCUCCACGGAGUACAACUUUCAGCCGUUCUGGUCGCUGGUGGGUAUUCUGCAGGCUGACUUGCUGGAGGACAGGCUGCACGAGGAAGAGAAGGAGGCCGAGGAGGCGGCACAGGGCGGUGGCGGCGGCGGUGUGAGUCAUCAGGCGUCAUCUGUGUCACGGAAGGGAUCAAAACUGUGGCGAAGGAAGCAGGGCGCCGCCGGCAUCACGCCCCAGGACACGAGCAAAGGUGAUGGCGCACCCCCCUCGCCCUCGCGAACACGCGUGUCGCGCACAUGGACGGCGCGCUCUGCCCGUUUCCAAUUUCGCAAGCAAGUGCGCGUGCACCCCAAGUCCCCCAAGAUGGAAUCGUUUGACCUGAGUGCACAGCAGCUGGACGUGGACAUCCGCUCGUGUGUCUCUCACAUCAUCAGCCAUUUUGAGGUGUCUGACGAAUACGAUCAUGACCACCGCAUGCACCAGGACUUUGAGGAAGAGGAGGAGGACAACGUGAUUGUGGGCUUCCUCGCAGCCAUGUCGUGUGCGCUGACGUGUGUCGUUGAUUCCAAGAUGGGUCGCGUGUACCAGGAGCUUGACGAUGAGGACAACGAGGAAGCCAAAGCAGCCCACGAGGCUGCCAUUGCCACCGUUGGGCGCUCCCUCAACAGCCUUGGUCUCCCCGACAUGGUCCUGUCUCUGCUUGCGUCUCGCCACCGGUGCACGGUGCUCAUGGCGGCGCAGCUUGGCUGGCUCAUGCUGGAUGCCACGCCGCACGUGUUUGAGGCAAAGGCCGCGGCUGCGCUGAUGGAGAGCAGCGUUGAGGGCGGCAGCACGCUCGCCCGCCGGCAGCACCAGCAGCAGCAGGAGCGGCUGCUGUCGCAGUGGGCGUUCCACGAUGCCUUUGAGAGCGGACCAAUGGGCCGGCGCGCCCUUGCCGCCAUCCAGCGCCACCUGCAGCACAUGCAGGAGCUGCUGUUCAAGCGGGAGCACGAGGACCCGCUUGACCGGCUGCGUCGCGACCAGGACGUGGAGAACCUCGACGUCGCCAUCGCCAUCCGCAUCCUCGGAUUCCUGGAGGCGCUGUGCUUUGGGUGCUUCACGGAGAUGCAGCAGCUGCUGCGGCGGCAGGAGAGCGGGCAGCGCGUGGACAUUGUUGUGUGCGUGGUUGAGUUGUCGCGGUCGCUGGACCAGCUGUUCCGCAACAAGGCGCACCACGGGUUUGACGUGGAGGAGGUGGAGCGGCUGGACGCCAUCAAGGAGAUUUACAACGAGCUGCAGCGCACGGUGAACGACGUGAUGUUUCUGCAGCAGCUGUUCAGCACUCUCGGCGCCUUCGUUGGCGGUCCAAACGUCGACAACCAACGCGCGCUUCUCGAGCACAAGGUGCACGAGCCGAUUCUGCUGUUCCUGCGCUAUCUGAACGCGUCGGACGACAGCGAGGACAUUCCAGACAAGGAUGUGUUCCACUCGCUCACGCUGUAUGUGCUUGAGGCGGCUGCAUCCCUGAGCAUCUGGUGCGAGUCGUACGGCGUGGUGGACAACGGGCACGGCGACUGGGUGCAGCAGGACGGCUACGAUGUGGAUGUGGACACAGAGCACAUGCAUGCGCUCGUGAAGAGCUUUGACCUGUGCAACGCGCUGGAUGUGAUUGACGAGUGCUGCGAGGCAUCCAUCCUCUUCCUCCUGCUCGGCGUGCUCGAGGGCCGGCGGGAGGGCGACGUGGUGCUGGACAUGCUGUGCGCUGCGUUGUUCCCGGAGCCGUACCUUACCCGCGACGCGCACUUCACCCAGAGCGCGUUCUUCCGCCUCCUUGACGAGCACUCUGCUGCCGCGGAGAGCGACACCAACAUGCACGUGCGAGAGGCGGCCCUGCAGCGCGUGGCGGCGUCACCACACACGGCGCACUUCUUCGACCACGACGUUGCGCUGCUGUACUACACGGUGCUGCGGAUUCUUGGCGAGCAGGCUGAGAACUACUGCAUUCGCGUGACGCACUUGCUCAACACGUGGGAGCAGCACUCCCCGCACAGCCACAACGCACGCGACAGCGUUGGCCGGAUUGAGCUGCUGCGUGAUGGCGAGCUGCAGCCCGUGUACUUCCAGGUGCCCGCUGUUGUGCACGACACGAAGGACAAGCUGCAGGUGCGACAGCUGCGCACGCAGAUGAUCAAUGGCACGGUGCUGGAGAACCCGGAGCAGAAGAUGCAGUCGUUCUUUGGCAGCGUCGACUUUCUCAUGAACGUGAUGAACUUUGAGGCGCGCGUGGCCCGCAUGGGGGUGUCGUAUGUGCUUGGCCACCAGCGGUUUCUGCUGCCAUUGGCGUUUAUCCUCGCCGCCAUCAUCAACAUCUGGGUCAUCUUUGACCUGGGCGACGAUGGGUUCCCGCACAGCGUUGUGCGGGUGCUGGCGAUUGCGCAUGCUGUUGUCAGCAUGCUGAUUCUGCUUGGGCAGUCGCUGUCCCCGCUUGAUGACCUCGUGCUACGCGCCGUCAAGCAGAACGUCUCCAAACUCCUGGGCACCUUCCUGCUCACCUUCUUCAUCAUCUACGCGUUUAUGCUUGUGGGCCGCGAUGCGUUUGGUGGCACGUACGAGUUUGCGGACGCCCCGGCCACGUGUGCGCCGGGCACGCCACUGGUGCAGUGCCUGCGCGACCAUCUGUACUACGGCUUCUACUCGUCGCCCGUGUUUGCGCCCGCGGAUGCGGAUGUGGGCCUGUUUGUGUACUCGCUGCUGUACUUUAUGGUGGUGGUGCUGGUGAUGGCCGCGAUUGUUUCCGGUAUCAUCAUUGACUCGUUUGGCGAGUACCGUGCCGAGACGGAGGCCAUCGCUGCGGAGAAGGAGAGCCGGUGCUUUGUGUGCAACUUCAGCCACGACCGCAUCCAGGCUGCGCACAAGGGCGGCUUUGAGGCGCACAUUGCGAGCGACCACAACGUGUGGAACUACAUCUGGUUCCUCAUGCGCGUGCUGGAGAAGCGAGAGGAGCACAAGCCGCUGACGGGCGUGGAGAUUGAGGCUGUGCGGCACUGGGACACCAGCAAGGACCUGACGGCAAUGAUGCCCGUGAACCGUGCGCUGUGCCUCGAGGCGGGGAGCGAGGACACCACCCUGGACCAAGUCCUGGACGUGGUGAAGCAGGUGGCCAUGGCGACGGGGCAGGUGGUGAUGACGUCCGACCGGUCCCUCCAGCUCCUGCUCUCCCUCACGCAGCAGCACAGCGCCAACACCAACAAGCCCUAACUCGCCGCAUGUGUGUGUAUGUACGUGUGCAUGUAAUGUAUGCAUGCAUGUGUGUGUUUUUUUUGGGGGGGGGGGAUCCUCCAUGGUUUCUGCCUGCUUGGAUCAUCUGGUUUCUAUUUUAUGUUUCAGUUUUCCCUUGACACCUGCUGUCUAGCUGUCUAGCUGUAGCUUUCUCCUAAUUGUAUUGUCUUUGUGUAUGAAGUAGGCUGAGUUUUUUUGACUGCGCGUUUUGACUGCUGUUGUAUUGGUUUCCUUCUGCCGUAUCUUGCGUUGACACUGUUUUGGACAGCCGCUGAAAGCAUUGCAGCCAAGCGCUGAACAUUGUGAAAC
This is a messenger RNA of Salpingoeca rosetta, 7770 nucleotides long. RefSeq names its product cardiac ryanodine receptor. Gene Ontology annotation, cellular component: membrane. The transcript is spliced from 5 exons. The record is from RefSeq and is a predicted model, not a curated record. Gene Ontology annotation, biological process: calcium ion transmembrane transport. Lineage: Eukaryota; Choanoflagellata; Craspedida; Salpingoecidae. Bases 1 to 7440 code for a protein of 2479 amino acids. Gene Ontology annotation, molecular function: calcium channel activity.